Molecule: messenger RNA, 11622 nt
Organism: Homalodisca vitripennis (glassy-winged sharpshooter)
Lineage: Eukaryota; Metazoa; Arthropoda; Insecta; Hemiptera; Cicadellidae
Product: 8-oxo-dGDP phosphatase NUDT18
Exons: 6
Coding region: 234-1232 (332 amino acids)
Molecular function (GO): 8-oxo-dGDP phosphatase activity; 8-oxo-GDP phosphatase activity; magnesium ion binding
Source: RefSeq, a predicted model, not a curated record
ACUGACACAUUAGUCACAGCGGAAUGUGAAAAUGAAAUGUCAAAAUCUACAUGGAAUGUUAUGAAUCUUGGGAGAGGUUGUUUGUUGUCGUUCGUCUUGAGAAAUACAGUAUGAAUGGAAUUUCACUAUCAAGUUAUACCGUUAUAUAUUAGUGACACGCUCUAUGAACUUCGUUUUAGAAAUUUGACUCGUAUCGUUUUCAUUUUAGCUUGGAUUUAAAACUAAGUAGAAAAAUGGACUCAAUUGAAAGCAACUUAAGUUUGUUAUUGGAAGGUUCGGCUUUGCAAGACAGCGAGGAAUUAUGUGACUUUUCAUUGGCGGAUCAAAAUGAAGCGAUAGCUGCAAAGGGUGUUACGCCUUCAACACCUUCUGACUUUGUUCCCGUUACAAAGAGUACAGUAACAUAUAUUGUAAUGGCAGUACUCUACAAUGAAGAUGGUGAAAUUCUCAUGAUGCAAGAAGCAAAAAGCUCGUGUGCUGGACAGUGGUAUUUGCCUGCAGGAAGAAUGGAGCCAGGAGAAGACAUUGAGGAGGCAGUGAAGAGAGAAGUACUGGAGGAGACAGGGUUGACAAUGGAGCCCACAUCCCUGAUUAUGGUGGAAUGUGCCAGCAAAGCUUGGUUCCGUUUUGUGCUCACUGGCCGAAUCACGGGUGGUAUCCUCAAGACUCCGGCCCAAGCUGACUCAGAAUCUUUGCAGGCCAAGUGGGUGAAUGACCCGGAACAGCUAAGUCUACGCUGCAAGGACAUACUUCCUGUUGUAGAGCGAGGCCAUGUGUUCCGUACCAGACCUGAACCACAACAUCCCAAUCUUCUCCCUUCCGUCAGGCCUCAUCACAAACUGCUGUUGCGCUUUGUUAUUCUGGUUCGUCAAAAGAGCAGCAAUCGAGUUCACAUUCUGCUGUCAGAGAAGACUGAAGUACACUUGCCAAUCUGUGAAGUUAAUCACCAUCACAAUUUACAUUCCACCAUCCGAAAAUUCAUGGUUGAAAUAUUUGGUGCAGACGUGCCUCCCCACAAGCCCCACGGAGUGCUGAAUGUUGAACAUUGCGGGAAGCCGGAGGGCUCCAACGAUGGUCUGUGCAUGACAAUACUGAUUGCCUUCCGAGUUCCCCUAGAGGAGGUAUUCCCAAUAGAUAAGUACACUUGGCUCAUGGUUAGUCGAGAGCUAGGUGAUCGUCUGUUGCAACGGGUACCUCGCAAUCUUACUGUUCCUCUCCAUGUCAUCUCUUAGCACUCAAAACCUCAACCUCAUCUCCCUAUCACUCAACUUCCAAUUCCAUGUUUGAAAUAACUAAAAAAAAAACUGUUAAUUCUAUUGUUUGAUCUUCCUGUAUUUGUUUUAUUUGAUUAACUCUAAUCAGUGAAAUUGUAUAUAUUCACAAUACAAUGUUAUGGUGCUAAGAGCACUCAGCAAUGUAAACUUCUUGAAUUGCUAAGUUGGAGAACAAAAUUUGUGAAUGUUAAGUGUCACAAAAUAUUUAUUUCUAAAAAAGAAAAAUUUUUUGCAUAUUCUAUUUAAUUGAGUUUUUUUUAUAAUUGAUGAAGCACUAAAUAAUGUUUAUUAUUUAUUUUGGUUACAACACUGUAAGCUUAUUCUAUAAUACAAAUAUUGUUGUGAGUUAUUUAGCAAUUAGUAAUCUAUUUAAUGUUAGCCUUCGACUUUGCAGUGCAAUCCCUCAGCUUCAAUAUGUGUAUAAAUAUGUUUUCAUUACUACCUUUGAUUUUAGUAACAAUAUUAUUGCUUAAUGUUUCCAAAAUAAAAUUGGAAUAUAUUCUUCAAGCUAUGCUGGCUGUGGAAGGGAAGCAAUAUAAUUUUACAAUUGGCACCGGUAUAGUAUAUUGGACUGAAUUUCAUUUGACUUUUAUUCUUUCAUUUGAUAUCAUAAUAAUAAUAAUUAUUAUUAUACUAUUAAGAAUUUAUCUUAAAAUCUAUCUAAUGUUUUUUUAUUUGUUUACAAAUUUUGAAAUCUAAUAGUAUACAGAAUUAGUUAUCUAGUUUAAUGUAACAUUGUGUAAAAAUUUUUUGAAGAGUGUCUUAUGCAUAAAUACAUGAAUAUUUAUUUUGUAAGAUUGUUUAGGAUAAUGAGAACUAAACAUAGUGCCUUUGGGAUUUUCUCAUACAAAUUUUUGAGUCAUGUAUCAUUGAUAUUGCUUAAAAAGUAUAGCAAUUUAUUUAUCAAAAAUACUUUUAAUCCUGACAGCUCCAAUUAUUUCUGUUCACAAUAAGUUUUAGCACUACAAUGAUGUAACUCUCAUAAUGAAAUAAAACAUUUCAUUUAUCACUGUCAUGUUCACCUAAGUCUGAUAAACUUGAAAUUUAAUCUUUAAUAGAAAUACAUUCAGCUAUACCUUCAUUGAGAAUUUGUUUCCAAUGUGACACUGUAACUUAUAUAUCUAACAGCUGGUGAAAGCUUAAAACAUUGAAUGAUAACAGAAUAAAGACCAUCAGGUUAGAAAGAGAGAAAGGAUUAACAACUUUUCAUGAGCAAUAAUUCUGAAUCCAACAGAUUAUAAUAUUUCAUAAGAGUACAUUAUUAAAUCUAUACUGGUAUAACCGAUUGUCUACAUCAGAAUGCAUUGGUGCACCAAUAAGACUCAAAGGGCUACAAAUAUUUAUCAUUUUGAUUUUUGUCAGUCUGGCCUAAAUUUAAUAUUUUAAUAUUAUUGUUCCUACCUCAUCGAAGACUUUAAAUAUUUAAAUUUCAUCUAUAGUAUUUCAAAUUUUCCUCUUUGGUGUUUUUACACACCCCUCUCCUCCCCCCUGAAAUGUAUCAUAGUUUAGAUGCAGAGGUUCUAUCACUGUGAAAUACAUAAUAACAUGGAUAAAGAUUUUCAUAUAUUUUUCAGAACAUUGUAGUUGUUAUAAAGUAAAGCUUGUAUUUCUUUUAAAGAUUAUUGUUAUUUUGUUUGUUACUUAUUUAUUCUUGUAAUGCAUAUUAGUAGUCUGCUAAUAUGAUAUUUUAGUAUAUUUUACAGUUGGCAGUCACGUCCAUCACUAUUAUUAAGAUAUUUUGUAUUAUUAAAAGAUCUUUAAAUCUAUAUUUACUACCCUCUUUAUCAAAUUACUUAAUUAUAAAGUAUCAACUUGAAAUCCAAAUUCAAUAAAUACAGUAUUAGCCAAAAUAAACAGUACUGAAAUGUUAAUAUUUUAUUAUGGUAAACACAGUAACAUUACAUAUAGAAUUGACCAAUAAAUAUAAGUCAAAAGAAGCAAAAUUGGUUAAACUCUGGUAUUAACAUGUUCAAUAUGACCCCCGUUCAGUUUGAGGCAACACUCGUACCGUUUUUGUAGGUUUUGCAUCAUUUUUAUGAAUAGGGGUUGUUCCAUUCUCCUAAUACACAUGGUUAUUUUUACUUUGAGUUGAACGAUGGUAGAUGGUGGAUCCUCACGGAAAAUGUUUUCUUUCGACAUUCCUCAGACGUAGGCGUCCGGUGUUGUAAGAUCGGGGGAGUGGGCUGGGUAAGGAAAGUUUGUUCUAAGGGAGAUGAGACGGUUGCCAAAGGUUUGUUGGAGGAAAGCAAUGUUGUUAACGGCUGUGUGACUAGUUGCGCCAUCUUACUGGAACCACUGUGAAUUUAACGGCAGGUUUUGUGCACGACAAAAUCUCCUGAGGUCUCUCACAAAACGAUCAAGAAUGGCUCUAUAUCGAUACUGAUUUACAGUAAGUCUCUCCAUUGUUGCCUUCAAGAAUUAUGGGCCACUAUACCCCUCCUAGACACGGCUCACCAAAUAAUUACACGCUUACUAUGCUGUGGCCUCUCUACAAGGUCAGGACGUUCGAAUCCAAGGAAACGUGUUGUCUGCUUGUUUAUGAAACCAUUAAGGUGCACAUGGCAUUAAUCUGUAAACAUACAUCACUCAGAUCAGGUUCUUCAUAGCAUAUUGCUAACAUUGAAACACAGUACUGAACUUUGGCUAGUUUGUUCCUACAGUUCAAAGGUUGUCCAGUUUGUAUCCUGUAGGGAAAACCACCAAUGUUUUUAAACAUUCUUCGCAUUGCCGUAUUGCUAAUAUUCAGUUUAAGAGAAGCUUGCAUUAGGCUUCUUUUCUGUGACCGUAACAUUGCUGCAACACUCUCCCGUAGUUUUGUUCAGGCAGUAGUUGGGUGACCUGAAAAGCCCUUUCGCUGUGUCAAAACAGUACCUGUUCUUUGACAUUUUUCAACAACACUAAGAAUCACAGCAUUACUUGGCGGAUUUUUGUGGAAAUGUUCCUGAAAAUGUAAUGCAGUGUAUGACAAAAUUUGCCCACACGCUCGUCCAACUCCGUAUGAGCGAAAAUAAUGCUCUACGAUAAAAACUUUCUCUACCGUUGUUAGCACCAUGGUAGCAAAGAUUAACCUUAAAUAAGAAAGAAGUAAUGAACACGAAGCCGUGGCAACAAUCGACAAUUGAAUCAGCUGAUUGAGAAGGCAACUACAGCUGAUUCAGUUUCAGUACUGUUUAUUAUGGCUAAUACUGUAAAUAUCUAAUAAAAAGCCACAUUAUGAUUUAUGCUCUGUGAACAAUUGCAAGUUUCCCAGCCCAAGUUAAUGUUUAUAAAUUAUUAAUACACAGCAUUAAUACAAAUGACCAUCAAUUAUACACAUUUUAGGCUAAGUAAUGAAUACCUAGCAGAUAAACUAUAGAAAAAUACUCAUCGCGAGGCAUAAUAGCAUGCUACUGUAAUAACUUAAUAAUAAUAAUAUUUCAAAUGCUGUAUUGUACAUAAGAAUUUAUACAAUAUAUAACAUACAUUGUAUACAAAUCUAUACAUUUAGAUAUAAUGUACUAAUGGUGUUGGAAAAUGCAUCCAAAGUAAAGUCACUGUAACAUUUUGUAAGUAUUUUUUUUAAGUUAUGUAUUAUUAUGAUUUAUAGCAUUAGUUUCUAAUCAAGUGCUCUAUUUAUUUAAGUGUAUUAUAAACUAUUUAAAUUUAUGAAAUUGUAUUUACUUUAUGUACAUGGCUACAUAAUACUGAUACCAAGCAGGUUAACAAUUGGUUUUUAACAGUUUGUAGUGCUGUAUUAUGGAUUUUGUGUCCAACCGAUAUUGGCUUUGAGUGGAUUAAAUAUAAAAUGUUAGAAAGUAUAGCCAAUUGAUACUCUGAGGCUUUUAAGUACUUACUUUUAUAAUUUAUAUAGUAUUCUAUUUUUAUUGGAGCAAAUUUUUUUAGAGCCACCCACAAAAUGUAAACAUUCUCUUAGCCUACCUAAAAGUAGCUUAGAUUGAAAGGACUUCUGAGAUUUAUUUUAUGUAGUCAGUUUAAAUAGAUCAUUCAAGUAAACAAGUGAUUGGAAGAGAGUUUGACAAACUGUAUUUAUUCACUUUUCUCUGUCAAACAAUCAGUAUGUUUCUUUGUUAUGUCCAGGAUCUCCUCAACAUCAGUUUUAGAAGUUUUCAUAUAAAAAUAAUUUUAAAAUGAAUCUGGCAAACUAACUUAUUUUAAAGAAUAGUGUAUAUGCACCCAUAUGUCAUUGUAGUUUUUGUAAAAUUUGUUUAGUUCUAUAUUUGGAAAAUUUAGUAAAAACUACUGAGAAAUUUUCUCAUUGAGUAACUAAUUAACCAUAAUCACAGAAAAGUAAAAAGUUGUUUAUGAGUAGAAGUUGUACCUUUAAAAUGGACAUAUAACAAAAUUCUAAAGGGAAAACAUGAUUUAGGGUUUAAGAUCAUUCUUAACAUACAACACUGAAAAUGGCUACCAAUACAGUUAUGUGCACUCUCCCAUCAUCUCUUUGGAGUGAGGCUUGACCCUCUUCUCUUCUACAUAAAAACACAUAAUGCCAAUUAUUAAGAUGAAAAUAUUGAAAUUAAAAAUACACACAAUCUCUCUUUAUUUCUGAAAUGUCUUACUAAAUAUUAAAAUAAAUAUAAAUAUAUAUUUAUAUAUUGUUAUAAAUAUUUAUGAGUUUAUUGUAUCAUAAUUAAAGUUUUCUUUUAACACUGUGUAUUAUAUUUCUUUUAUUUUAUUCUAAUUCAUAAAAAACUAUAGGCCAACUGGUGAUAAAAAAUUAUUUUUGGAGUCAGUGUAAAAUUACAAGUACUAUUCGGAAAAUAAUCUCAGAAGUAAAUCAAACACGUUUUAUAAUACAUCUUAAAACUCUGUCCUUCCUUUAUUUUUCAACAUAAUUUCCAUAUAAAUUUAAACACUUAUCAUAUAUAUAUAUAUAUAUAUAUAUAUAUAUAUAUAUAUAUAUAUAUAUAUAUACAAACUUACAUUUCUUCUAUAUGAAAAUUGCCACCUGUGCCUUGAGCCAGCCAGAGACUGCAUCUUUGAGUUUCUGCUCAUUGUGUGUAUGACCCCACACCUGAUUGUCCUUUGGUCUCCAUAUUUCAUUGCACGUUACAGUUCUGUUGAAGGAUGAUUGUUCUUGUUUGUAGGGUGUAAGGAAGUGUAAAGCAGAGGAUAUUCUCUAGAUUUGAGAUUUUCUGAUAGAACAUUUAGGAUCUAUUGAGCACAGAACUGUGGUAGCCUAACCCCUCUGCCACUAUCUUCUACAAAACAGUCCUGGAAAAUGUGGAAAUUCAUCACAAAGCUCUAAGAUAAUGGAACAUUUAUUGUAACAAAUACUUACAUGGUUUUUUGUUUUGUUUUUUUAAACGAGUUCAUUGUGGACCACAGAGAGCCUUCCACUUUUCUCCUCAUCAUGAUAUUAUUGUUCCUAUCAUGUUCCUCCUUAUCAUGUUGUUAUUGGCUUUUUUUAAUUACAAUAAUUUCCUAACAACUCUCCACUCGUUACUUUCGGUCCAUAUAUAAAGUUAUCUGUGAGUUGCUGCCUCUGAAAACUAUGACAGCAUGCACCUCACACUUGGCAGAAUUUUGAUAACAAAAUACAUUUCGAAAAGCUACAGAAAACUAACUAAAUCUUAGACAACCUUCUCUGUCUGCAACCAUGACUGGAUAGCAAUUGACGGGGCGUGCUUAUUAACGCAACAAUGGUCAUGCUACCCUCUCCAAUUUCCAUAUAGUGAGCAAACAGAGGUUAUUUUCUGAACUGUUCUCGUUCAUUUGUUCAGUGCUUUUGUAUGGAGCAAAAUCACCCACAUAUAUGCAGUAGAUUAUAGUAUGAUUUAGAGAAUGUUUCACAUCAAUAUGUAAAAUUAAAUGAAGAGUUACUUGUGUUUUGUAAUCUCUGCUAAUUCAUUGAUAAUGUUUGUGUUGUACUCCAGUAAUGUACAUUUCCCAGGGUACAAUAUCUGUUUUAUCUUUAAUGUAAAGGUAAUGUUUUAAUUACAUAGUAAUGUAUGUAUUAUGUCUAUAAGUUCUAGUUUGUAUUAAUGCAAAUUAAUAUUACUUAGCUUCAGUAUUUUAUUUAACUAGUAAUGAAAAUUGUACUUAUUACUUUUUUGUAAAGUACUGUAUGUAUACAACGGCAACAGAUAAAUGUAUGUAAAAUACAACUGCUUUUGUACUUUUUUGUCUAUGUAGGUAUUUGCUCAACAAUGGUAUUGUUAAUUAUAGUAACCAGUCUCUUAGUUAUAUAGUUUGUUCUUCUCUUUAAGUACAAACAAUUUAUAAAUCUUGUCAGUUGAUUUUUGAAGGAAUUUGGUUAACUUAUAAUUUAAUCAAUUUCACCAGUCUCAGUCUUUUAUAGUGUCUGAAAAUAUGAAUCAGUACAUUGUUACUUUGUUGCUGUGCACUUAUAAUAAAUAAACCUUGUAUAAUCAUGUCAAGAGCUGUUAUAGGAUAACAUUAAUUGAUAUGGGACUGGAAACGAUCAGUGCAAGUAUUAAGUUGAUAAGAGGUAUUGUAGUCAUAUUUUACAGUUUACAUUUAAUUAAGUUGGUUUAUACUAGUCCAGUAUUAUAGCUGGUUUAGCAGUAGGAGGUUAAAGGUUGUGUAGGGAAUAAUUGAUUUAUUGUGAAGACAAAAGUAUCAAUUUAGUAUGUAGUUGUUAAUAGUGGUUUGUUGGUUCCCUAGAUUAUACAUUGAUAUCUUCAUUGCAUCUCAUCCUAAUACAUUAAUGUAAUGCACUGUUAUAAGCUAAAAAUCUAAACAUUGUGCAUCUUUUAUAUAUUUGAAUAUAUAGCAUUAACAUGUUCAUUGCAGUAGAUGCCCUAGUGCGCUUGCUGUCUAAUUAGAAAAUUUAUCACUCAAGAUAGAGCUGCAGUGAAGGCGUGUUAAUUUCAUGUUAAUGUCUGCUUAGUUUCAAUUUGGUAGCCAAAACAAUUAUAUAAACAUACAACAUUUUACUUUUAUAUAGUGAGAAGAAAUCAGUAUGUAUGGAGUUGUAAAAAAGUAUUAUAUUAUUACUAUUUAAAUGAUAUUUCAAUAAUUGUUAUAGUUACAUUAUAAUCUCCUUAUGGAUUGCAGUGCAAUACGCAAUUAAUAUCCUUACUAGGGUGGUUCUCUGAUAAUGUUUAAAUUUAAUGUAUUCACUUACAUUCAUAUAGUCUAAUUACAUACAUUAACAAAAUACAUUGUCUAGAUGGAAAGAAACAGAUUUUUUUUAAAUUUAUUUAAUACAAAUUUAAGCAUUGGAAAUGAAGUUCUGCGUCAUGUUGCUGGUACACCAUGGCACGCUUGGUUUUCAACACAAUUGAGUAGUAACAGUUGUUAUAAUAAAUAACAAUAUAACUCCGAUAACUUGUUAUUAAAAUAUUUCGAUUUUAUUUGCUCAAACAAUAAAAUGUAAUUUUCUACUUACCUUGUAAAAGACCCAUUAAAAAGACUUCCUGUCCUUUGGAGUUUGUGCAGUGUGAACUGCAAUCAUUAUAAUUUGUCAUAACUCAGUACAUUAAGCAUAUGCUUUUUAUUUCAAUCCCAAGUUUUUCAAUUCAUCAUUCCUUAAGCAAAAAGUGUGAUUAAUUAUUGUGUUAAAAUAUAAAAUAAUACUCACUCUUAUAAUAUCUUUUUAUGAAGUCAAUUUUAACAAUAUUAUACAUAAAAAUACUAAUAAAUCUUUCUUAAAUUAAAGAAAUCAUUCCUCUUGUACCCUACAUUAUAUUGAAGGGGUAAUAAAAUGAAAAUGUAGCUUUUUAAGUUGUCCCCUCUCUUUGAGCUUAUAUAUUAUAUAUAACUAAUAUACUAAUACUUUUGUCCAAAAUUUUAGUGAUAUCACGUAAAGGUUUUUCCCAGACAGUUUUGAGAUUGGCGUGUGAUUGCACAGCAAUCUUACAAUCUAAUCAUGAACUGCUUAACUAUUGUCAGAUUAAGAUUUUAAUGGUCUGUUUUUGGUUAAAAUGUCACUUCAAUUACACAAUAUCUCUGAAUAUCCCUUUCCUUUGGGAUUUCUAAGUAAUUGAGCAUUUCGUGUAUGAUUUCUAUAAAAAUUUAUCUAGCAGUAAGAAAGUAUAUCAAGUGAUAGUCGUCCUUAACAGUAAAAGAAUUGCCAGGUAAUUAAAGUGAUGUAGGGCCUAACCACAAAUAGUGAUCCUCACCCUACAGAUGUUAAGAGUUAUGAAUGUGUACUUUGUUAAAACACAAAACCAUUAAGCGUACUGUUAUAUAUACAUCAUUAAAUGUAAUAAUUAGAAACUUGUAUUAUAAACACAUUAAAUGUAAAUUUAUUUAUUACACAACUAAUUAUAUGGUGAAUUUCAGUUUUAAACUGAAAAUUUACUAACAUAAAUAUGAGUUGAGAUGGGUAACUGGUAUUUAAAAAAUCGAUUAUAAAAAAGUCAUUUUACCUGUUGAUAGAUAGUCUGUUUUGCCGUUUGAUAAAAAUGCUAAAUUUUUUGAGAAUCAACCUAUUAAUUUUAGAAAAGAUAUUAGUUACAAAUUCAUGUUUUUCUAUUAUAUUAAUUAAAAAUUGUAAAAAAAGCAGCCAAAGCAUUAUAUAUUAUUGUUUGUCUAUAUUUUUACUACAUAUACCAAUCCAUGUUAAUAUUCAAUGUGUUACGCAUAACAGUAAAAUGUUUUACAAAAAAAUUGUUCUAUUUAAAAUUUCAGUUUUUAUAAAGAUAUAAUAAUUUUUUUAUGUAGAGGUGUGCCAGGCUGUUCUGGGUCUGGAAUGGUUCCAAACGGAACAUUGCGAGUUCAGAAUUAGUUCCACGAGACAGUUCCAGGCGUUCCAUUCCAACAGGUUCUUGCCUACAUUAUUCCUGGCUAAUUUCAUUCUGGAACGGUAUAUUACAUGCUACAUUCCAGAACACUUUGAUUAUUAUAUUUUAAUCGCCGUAAACUAGAUUGAACUGAAACAUUUAGCAGUCUAGUCAUUCCGCAAAAGUCAGAAUGCCUGAAACUUCUUGGAACAUUUAGUAAACAAUUCAAACAGAACAUAGAGAUCAGAAGAAGUAAACUGUUCUGACAAGUCUUUGGAACAAAUUUUGCAGCAACCUUGUGCAUGGCCAAAUCUUAUGUUAAAAUUAAAUAAAGUAAACCACUACUGGUGCUUAUCUGUCUUAAAAUAAUUCAAGGGCAUUAAUAUGUCAAUGAAACAUGUACCUGAUCAAUAACUUCAUUUUAACUUUUUGCUGGUCUUUCAGAAAUAAGUUAACUGCCCACUGAAGAGCAGCUGCCCUCAUACUUGUUUCAUUACUCUUUUAUCUUUUUCACACUCAAAGCAUCUUCUCUGAAGGCAUGUAGAAUUUUUCAAAUGGUUCUUUUAUAUAAUCUGAAGCAAUAUUGCUGUUUUACAUGUUACGUCAUACUGCACAAAACACAGAGAUAAAUUUUCCCUCUCGACCAUUUGGAAUGGUGCAAUGUUUACCACCAUAUGGUUUAUAUCAUAAACCUCGGACCGAGUUUAUUUUGCAUUUGUUUGGAAAUUGGAUUGACAUUUUUUGCAAAACAUAUUGUUGCGUCUCUCACAGUUCUCAACACACUGAACUAAUUCCGAUCUCUUAGCGGAGAGGAGGAAUCAGGCUACACAGCAAUGUAGUCAACAUGUAAAAAAAAUCCCUCUGGUCGUGAGAGCCUCAGUUCACUUACUUUCUGGAUGUGCCUCGCAGUUGCAGCAUUUGAAAAUAUAAAUUAUAAUAUAAACUAUGAUACCCAUUUUUAAAUGUUAAAAUUAUAUAAAAAAUUUGGUUUAAUUUGUAAAUACUGAAUCUUAAAUGAGUUCUAUAUUUAUUUUAUUUUUUAUACUUUAAAUUAAAUUUAACAGUUUAAUAUAGUAAGACUUAAAUAAUAAAUGAAUUGAUUGUUGUAAAAAAGCAUUAUGACUAUUAUUUAUGUGGCAUACAGCUACUUAUAAAUUUAUGUCUCACAUAAUAAUAUUAAAGAUGAAAAAGUGAUUGUGUACAUCUAAAAUGAGUAUGGUUUUAAUAUAAUAAUAAAACCAUUUAUUACAAAUGAAAUUUGAACUCUCUUGAAUCAAAAGUAAUGUUUCCAAACAAAUGUAUCAAAUACACAACUAAAUAAUAAUACAAAUUAAAUUAAGUUUCAUUCAAAUUUCAGCAUUCAAAAUUAUUAACGUGUUGUUAAUUUGGUUAUCAGGAGGGGGGUGGGGCUAUGUGUAACUGUGCUGAAACACUGCAUCUCAAAAAUGGUUCAUGAAAAUGAAAUUAACUGACAAAAAAGAAUAGCAAAGACAAAACUAAAGCAAGUCCCUGUUUUUGUCAAGCAAGUUUGUCAUACUGUUUCUGUAUAAAUUUGGUUUAUGUUUAAACUCACAUUCACUCGGAGUAAAUCUAACAGUGAACACUGCCUAUUGUACAGGACACUUCUCUCUAUUACAGAAAUUAUAACCCCCCCCCCC